AUGCCGCGGGGAGUGGCCACGGCCCCUCGCCCCCUCACGACCUACGAGCCCGACCCAAACCGAAUCUUAUCCUUGAACUGCCACGGUCUCAACAUCCCGGAGCGUAGGACGCAACUCCUACGGGACCUCUACGCCAGACGUAUAUCUAUAGCCUUCUUACAAGAGACGCAUUUCAAGGAGGGUGCAGCCCCAAUGCUGAAAAGUAAGCACUAUCCCAACGCCGCCUGUAGUAACCACCCCACGGCCCGCAGGGCGGGGGUAGCUAUCCUCCUAGAGGCGAAGCAACAAUUCUGCGAAGCGGACCGACUAUCGGAUGCAAAUGGCAGGUACCUCUUCCUUAAGGGAGAUAUUCAAGAUAGACGAUACACUUUCGCUAGAAUCUACGUCCCGAACAAUAACCAAGCCCAAUACAUACGCAAAUCCCUCCUCAAGCUCUCCUCCUUUACGGAAGGAACCUUGAUCCUAGGCGGAGAUUUCCAUGUACCACUACACCCUCUUACCGACUUGUCUACGGGACACAGCUGCAUAACUGAAGGUGCUCUCCGAAAUAUACUGAAAUCUUUACGGAACCUUCGACUGGUGGAUUUCUGGCGCGCAAUGCAUCCCGAUGACAGGGAAUACACCCACUACUCUACGAUCCACAAACGCUACUCGAGAAUAGAUUAUAUAUUCAUGCAACAAGAACAGUUGACGACAAUUCAAACAGCGGAGAUAGCAGCUGCACACUGGUCUGACCAUGGACCAGUCACUCUGAAGAUAGAUUCCCCAAGGAUGCGCCCAACCUCAUGGGCAUGGAGGCUCCAAGAUUCGCUACUGUUAGACCUAACAGUCAGGGAACAGGUCUCCGAAGAACUCAAUUCAUAUUUUAUGCUCAACGCAACGAGAGACCACGUUGCGACCACGAUCUGGGAGGCGCAUAAAAGCGUUAUUAGGGGCACACUGAUGCACCUAGCUUCCAAAAAGAGAAAAGAAUCCCAACGACAAAUAACCGACCUUGUGGACUGCAUAUCUACACUCGAGGCACAGCAUAAUAGAUCACACCUCGAGUCGACAUACGCGGAGCUACUGGAAGCCCGGAGACAGCUUCAAAAACACAUGAUGACCCAUCACUAUCGUUCAUUGCAACGCUCGAAGGCCUUCUUUUAUCAACAUGCUAACAAAGGCGGGAGGCUACUGGCCAGGAUACUUAAAGGUCCACAGGGACUAGCCCAGGUCAACAGACUAAGGCAAGCUGAUGACACAAUUACACAAUUUCCGGAUAAGAUCGCCUCGGAAUUUCGGACAUUCUACUCCUCACUGUAUAAUAUCCCGCAACCGACACAACCAAAUGAGAUAGUGGAUAGGAACGAAAAAAUGCGCAACUAUAUCAAAACCUAUGUGGGGACGAGAUUGCAGCGAGGGGAAUCGGAGGACUUGGAGGUACCGAUCACGGAGGCGGAGGUGGCGGGAGCGAUCAAAGCAGCUAA
Molecule: messenger RNA, 1466 nt
Organism: Pelobates cultripes (western spadefoot toad)
Lineage: Eukaryota; Metazoa; Chordata; Amphibia; Anura; Pelobatidae
Source: the annotation of a GenBank genome assembly